Messenger RNA from Pistacia vera, 2424 nucleotides. RefSeq names its product NADH dehydrogenase [ubiquinone] iron-sulfur protein 1, mitochondrial. The transcript has 5 exons. Gene Ontology annotation, biological process: ATP synthesis coupled electron transport. The record is from RefSeq and is a predicted model, not a curated record. NCBI's taxonomy places the organism in Eukaryota, Viridiplantae, Streptophyta, Magnoliopsida, Sapindales, Anacardiaceae. Bases 12 to 2231 code for a protein of 739 amino acids. Gene Ontology annotation, molecular function: NADH dehydrogenase (ubiquinone) activity; iron-sulfur cluster binding. Gene Ontology annotation, cellular component: membrane.
ACGAAACAAAAAUGGGGUUAGGGCUGUUGGCUUCAAGGGCAAUGAGACCCCUCAAAUCUUCCAAUUUCAGAAUGUGUGCGCGCUAUAUUGUCACUAAACCUGAACUCCAGUCACCGGAAUCUGCGGCGGCCGAAGCCCCUGCCCAACCUGAUCUCCCGCCGCGAACCCCCGUUGGCGGGGCUCGGAUUCACUUCCCCAAUCCUGAAGAUGCGAUCGAGGUGUUCGUUGAUGGGUAUCCGGUCAAAAUCCCCAAGGGCUUCACUGUUUUACAAGCUUGUGAAGUCGCCGGCGUUGAUAUUCCCAGAUUUUGUUACCACAGUAGACUAUCGAUUGCUGGAAAUUGCCGCAUGUGUCUCGUUGAGGUCGAGAAAUCGCCCAAGCCUGUUGCUUCUUGCGCCAUGCCUGCUCUUCCGGGGAUGAAAAUUAAGACGGACACACCUAUCGCUAAGAAGGCACGGGAAGGGGUGAUGGAAUUUUUGUUGAUGAAUCAUCCUUUGGAUUGUCCAAUUUGUGACCAGGGUGGAGAAUGUGAUCUCCAAGAUCAGUCUAUGGCCUUUGGAUCUGAUCGCGGCCGGUUCACUGAAAUGAAAAGGUCUGUAGUUGAUAAGAAUCUGGGACCCUUGGUGAAGACUGUCAUGACUCGGUGUAUCCAGUGUACAAGGUGUGUCAGGUUUGCAACAGAGGUUGCUGGAGUUCAAGAUCUUGGCAUGUUAGGCCGUGGCAGUGGAGAGGAGAUUGGAACUUAUGUGGAAAAACUUAUGACAAGUGAACUCUCUGGAAAUGUGAUAGAUAUCUGUCCUGUGGGAGCCCUUACUUCAAAACCUUUUGCAUUCAAAGCUCGAAAUUGGGAGUUAAAGGGAACAGAGAGCAUUGAUGUUACUGAUGCUGUUGGAUCUAACAUUAGAAUUGAUAGCAGAGGUCCAGAGGUUUUGCGCAUUACUCCACGGUUAAAUGAGGACAUAAAUGAAGAGUGGAUAUCAGACAAAACUCGUUUCUGUUAUGAUGGUCUGAAGAGGCAGAGGCUAAAUGAUCCAAUGAUUCGUGGUGCUGAUGGGCGUUUUAAGGCUAUGAGCUGGCGGGAUGCCUUAGCUGUGGUUGCCGAGGUCGCACAUCAAGUUAAACCAGAGGAAAUUGUUGGGAUCGCUGGUAAGCUGUCUGAUGCAGAGUCCAUGAUGGCACUAAAAGAUUUCUUAAACAAAAUGGGGUCAAAUAAUGUAUGGUGCGAAGGAAAUGGCAUGCAAACCAGUGCUGAUCUGCGGUCAGGAUACAUUAUGAAUACUAGCAUCAGUGGUCUUGAAAAGGCAGAUCUGUUUCUUUUGGUUGGUACACAGCCGCGGGUAGAAGCUGCUAUGGUAAAUGCCAGAAUCCGCAAGACAGUCCGAGCAACAAAUGCUAAGGUUGGUUACAUUGGUCCUGAAACAGAUUUCAAUUACGAUCACCAGCAUCUUGGCACGGGCCCAAACACACUAGUUGAAAUUGCUGAAGGUCGUCACCCCUUUAGCUCCGCCAUAUCAAAUGCCAAAAACCCAGUUAUUAUUGUUGGUGCUGGGCUUUUUGAGAGGGACGAUAAAGAUGCUAUUUUCUCUGCUGUUGAAACAAUUGCGAAAAAUGGGAAUGUCAUUAGGCCUGACUGGAAUGGGCUAAAUGUAUUACUUCUGAAUGCUGCUCAAGCUGCGGCCCUUGAUCUUGGACUUGUGCCCGAGUCCAGCAACUGUGUUGAGUCUGCAAAGUUUGUGUACCUCAUGGGUGCUGAUGAUGUCAACUUGGACAAGGUUCCCAACGAUGCCUUUGUUGUUUAUCAGGGCCAUCAUGGUGACAGUGGCGUGUAUCGUGCCAAUGUCAUUCUUCCAGCUGCGGCAUUUAGUGAGAAGGAGGGCACGUACGAAAAUACAGAAGGUUGCUCUCAACAAACAUUCCCUGCAGUUCCAACUGUUGGUGAUGCCAGGGAUGAUUGGAAGAUAAUUCGGGCACUGUCUGAGGUGGCCGGAAGGAGAUUGCCAUAUGAUACAGUUGGAGCCAUCCGAUCUCGGAUCAGGACAGUGGCACCAAACCUCUUGCAUAUGGACGAGAGAGAGCCAGCUACAUUUGGGCCUUCGUUGAAGCCCAAGUGCACCCAAAAGAUGAGUUCGACCCCAUUCAGUAGCGCAAUUGAGAAUUUCUACAUGACUGAUGCUAUAACUAGAGCAUCAAAAAUCAUGGCCCAAUGCAGUGCAAUGCUACUGAAGAAGUGAAUGUUUGGAUUUUCAUUUAUCUAAUAAGGUGCAGAUUCACUUGUUUUUUUCUUUGGGGCUGCAGUCUAAGCUGUGUAUUUGUUAAACUACUGGAAAGCACUUCCAAUAAAGUAAAUUAGACAUUGUUGGGUUUUGUAAUUUGUCCUACAAUGUAAAGGCAUUUUAAUGUACAACUUUGCUGCAUAAAUUUUUU